Molecule: messenger RNA, 531 nt
Organism: Diatraea saccharalis (sugarcane borer)
Lineage: Eukaryota; Metazoa; Arthropoda; Insecta; Lepidoptera; Crambidae
Source: the annotation of a GenBank genome assembly
AUGACAAUUAAAAACUUACUUACAGACGUUAAAAUCGCUACUGAGACGCAAGAAACAUUGAAGUCUUUAGAUUUAAAUGACCUCAAAAAAGAUAUACUGGAACUAGACGAAAAGAUAAAAUCUUUUAAAAUAUUUCUUCAAAGUGAACAAAACUUCUUAAAGCAGCAAGAACAAAAUAUUACUAAAAAGGACGUUCAAAAAUUUCAAGAUUUCUUAUGUGCCACUGCCAAAUGCGGAGGAUGGAAUGAAUACCAUCAUAAUAUAUUCAUCAAGAUUUGGCAAAAAUAUAUAAAAAUUGAUAUAGAAAACACAAACGAUUCUACAAGCUCAAACGGUUCGCAAUUUGAUCAACUUGCUGAUGACUUCCUUAAUAAAGUUCCUGGUUUCACACGCGCUGAUGUGACGUCACAUAUAAAUUGGUAUUCGACUUAUUUAUAUUUAAAAGCAUGUCAACAGCGUGCUCUUGAAGAAUGGAGGGCCAAAAAUAAACCUUUGAAAGCUUCCAAUCAUAUAAAGGUGAGGAAACUUUGA